UUUUACUUCCUUCUUCGUUCAUCCGUUGGUUCAUUCACUGACCGAGAUGAAAAAUGGCGUCGUCUUGAACAACAGUCUGAAGAAAUAUCUUGAAUCCAUGGCCAAAAUCUUACCCAGAAACAAAUAAUAAUCGCUCAGAAAACAUAGAAAUUGAUUCAGUAAAUGGCAUCCUCAAUCUCCGCCUGCUUCUUCAAUGUCAACCCCAAGUCCUGCUCCUUAACCCUCUCGCGUAGACCACUUAAACCCUCCCAAUUCCGCUGUCUCGCGCCGCCGCUGCCAUCCCUGAUUCUUCCACGAGCUUCGAAUUUUCGGUGCGGAAGAACCUCUGUUUCGUUGAUUAGGGCUAGCAGCGGUGGAGUUGAUGUUGCUGCAGCGUCGGCAGUAAGGCCCGGAGGUAGCGUGGAGAGCGAUAAGUUGUCGUCUGAUGUACGGAAUCGAGCUAUGGACGCCAUUGAUGCAUGCGGAAGGAGAGUCACCAUUGGUGAUGUGGCGAGCAAGGCGGGGCUCAAGUUGAAUGAAGCUCAGAAGGCUCUUCAGGCUCUUGCUGCAGACACCAAUGGCUUCCUAGAGGUUUCAGAUGAAGGGGAUGUUUUGUAUGUUCUUCCCAAGGAUUAUCGCUCAAAGCUGGCGGCCAAGUCUUUUAGGCUAAAAGUUGAACCCUUGUUGGAGAAGGGAAAGAUGGCAGCGGAGUAUUUAGUGAGGGUUUCUUUUGGCACCGCACUGAUCGCAUCCAUUGUUCUUGUAUAUACCACAAUAAUUGCUAUAAUCUCAAGUAGUCGGGAGGAGGACAAUCGUGGAAGAAGAGGAAGAUCUUAUGAUACUGGUUUCACAUUUUACUUGAGUCCAACUGAUUUAUUCUGGUACUGGGAUCCAUAUUAUUACAGGAGGCGUCAAUUAAGAGAAGGUGAUCGUGGGAUGAAUUUCAUUGAAUCGGUUUUCUCCUUUGUAUUUGGAGAUGGUGAUCCCAAUCAAGGUAUUGAAGAAGAGAGGUGGAAGUUGAUUGGACAAUACAUUGCUUCGAAUGGUGGUGUUGUUACUGCUGAAGAACUUGCUCCAUAUCUGGAUCUGGAGACUACUGAAAGCAUGGAUGAUGAUUCCUACAUACUCCCAGUGCUGCUACGAUUUGAUGGGCAGCCUGAGGUUGAUGAAGAGGGAAAUAUUUUAUAUCGGUUUCCAUCAUUACAACGCACUGCUGCUCCACAGAGGAGUGGGCGGAAGGAGUACGUUGGAAAGAGUUGGGCUGAUUGGGUUGGUGGUGUUGAAAAUUUUUUCAAGGAAAAGAAAUGGCAGUUUAGCAAAACAAGUACUUCAGAGAGGGCAAUGGCGAUAGGUCUCGGUGGACUUAACCUAUUUGGGGUUAUUAUUCUUGGUACCAUGUUGAAGAAUAUGACAGUUAGCCCGAGCGGGUUUGUUUCAUUUGUAUCCAGCAUUUUCCCCUUACUUCAGAUCUAUGCUGGCUCGUUCUUUGCAAUUCCAUUGAUUCGAUGGUUUUUCGUUCAAAAUAAAAAUGCCCAAAUUGUUAAACGGAAUCGAGCUAGGGAACAGCGCGCCAAGGCUCUUGUAUCACCCAAUCUAUCUCUAAGGCGGAAGCUUUUGAGUGCUCGGGACAUGGCUCAGAAAACAUUCAUCAGCCAGGACAGAAUUGUCUAUAGUACUGACAGGGACUUGUAUGAGCAAGACUAUGAGAGCCGAGAGUGGGAUCGAAGAUUCAAAGAGAUUGAAAAGUCUGACUAGAUAAAACACAUAGGUUCAGUGCAUUGUCAAAUCCAGUUAUAUAUGUUUUAUUUAAGGCCAGGCAGGACUUUCUCCCUUUUUUCAUUUUUGUACAUACUAUUGUUUCAUAGAUUCAAAGAGCAACGAGCAUGACUAACUUGUAUAAUUGACAGUUUAUCAUUGAAAAUUGAAUAUCACACCAAGGCAUACUAAUCUUUAAA
This is a messenger RNA of Sesamum indicum (sesame), 1934 nucleotides long. RefSeq lists its product as uncharacterized. The record is from RefSeq and is a predicted model, not a curated record. Gene Ontology annotation, cellular component: chloroplast envelope. Lineage: Eukaryota; Viridiplantae; Streptophyta; Magnoliopsida; Lamiales; Pedaliaceae.